This is a messenger RNA of Adineta ricciae, 1407 nucleotides long. NCBI's taxonomy places the organism in Eukaryota, Metazoa, Rotifera, Eurotatoria, Adinetida, Adinetidae. The record is from the annotation of a GenBank genome assembly.
AUGAAUGAAUAUCAAAUCAUUGAAAUCCUUAUAGCUUAUUGGCCGUUGGUUCAUCUGGAAAUCUAUCGUAUUCUACCAUUAUCUUCGUUGUUGCCGUAUUUGAAUUGUCAACAACAAGAUGAUGAAAAAUAUUUCAUCGCGCAAUUUCUCGAGAGAAAAUUACCGGAUGGGUCAACUCUGUUGGAUUAUAUUGUGAUGGGCUUGGUCAAUAAACGCAAAGAUAUAUCACGUUUACAAAUUGUUGAUUUUCAUCGAUGUUCAACAAGUAUUCAGAUGACCAAAGAACUCUUUCGUUUACCAUUACUAUGGACAGCCCCACAUCGACGACAUUUGUUACAAAAACGAAUGUCUAUCGAAAAGAGUACAUUGGAAAAGUACAUCGAAGGAUUCAACCAUGUUUACCAAUACUACGAUAAAUCCAUCACACAUGAAACUAAUUUUGAGUCAAUCAAAAUUAUAUUGGAUUGUCAGAUUAUCAAUGAAGAUACACUUCUUGGACUUGAAUUGCAACAUAUAACACCAUUCGAAUUUCAUUUUCGUAAACUAUGGAUAAGUAACUAUGUUCGACAAAUUCUUUCACCUCAAACAUUAUUUGAUAUCAAUCUGAUCUUGACUUUAACUCAAAUGGAUAACAUUACCCAUCUGCAUUUGAGUGAUGCAAACAUGGAAACAACCGAAAAUGAAUUGAAACUACUCGUACGAGGUUUAACUAAUCUACGAAAUUUACGCGUUUUGUGUUUGCAGCGUGUACUCAACCUGUACCCACACCGUUAUACAAGUCCACAUGUGUUGAUGAAUCUAUGUUCGGAUUUCAAUCAUUUACUUCGUCGUCUAAUUUAUCUCCGAAAACUUGAUCUUUCCUACUCAUACUUACAAUCCUAUAUACGAAUCCUCUUUAGCGGUCUUGUUCAACCACUUGAAUACCUCAAUUUACAAGACUGUCGUUUAGUAUCGAAAGAUCUCGAAUUUUUAUUAUCAAUGCGCAGUUUACGGCAUUUGAAUGAACUCAAUCUCAGUAUGAAUAACUUCGGCACACGAACAUGUGCAAAUAUCAUCUUACAGAUUAUUCCACGCUGUCCCGACUUGACUACCUUAUCGAUUGGGUAUUGUUCAUUACAAGCAUCCACGAUUGGACAACUGGCAGAUUAUUAUAUCAAAGAAAAAAGUCAUACGAAAAUUUCCUUGCUAUCGUUCAAAUCGAUCAUCCCGUAUUACAAUUAUGAAUUCGAUUUCCUUUUACAAAAGUUCGGACAAAUCAAAACUUUGAAAAAGAUUUUGUUAUUUCCACAACUACAUACGUAUCCAGGGGCUAACGACGCGGAGCGAGAAUUAGUUGCGCGGGAACUCUAUAGACGAUGUUGUCAGACGUUACAAGCGUUGAAUAGACAAGAUUUGGAGUUGUUGUGA